Messenger RNA from Sinocyclocheilus anshuiensis, 939 nucleotides. RefSeq names its product vitamin D-binding protein-like. The transcript is spliced from 8 exons. Gene Ontology annotation, cellular component: cytoplasm; blood microparticle. Gene Ontology annotation, biological process: transport. Lineage: Eukaryota; Metazoa; Chordata; Actinopteri; Cypriniformes; Cyprinidae. Gene Ontology annotation, molecular function: vitamin D binding. The record is from RefSeq and is a predicted model, not a curated record. The coding region runs from base 1 to 849 and encodes 282 amino acids.
AUGGCGGCCCCAAGCCGUCAGUGCAAACGCCAUCCCGGAGGCAUCAGGAGAACGAGACUCCAAAUGCAAAGCUCCAAAAAUUUUCUGAGGUUUCUCUCCAAUGUUUGCAACAACCAAGUGAAUUUGAAAUCCUUCAAGUUUGGGUUGUCUGCAUAUUAUGGAAAUCUCCUAGGACUGUCCUUUGAAGAGGCAUCAGCCAUAUCUGCUCGUUUUCAGUCUGGGCUGGAAAAAUGCUGUUUACAGCCCCAACCUGAAUGUAUAAUUCAAGAGCUAACAAGCUUUCAGAAAGUUCUCUGCAGUGAAUCCAAACUGGAUGCCAUGUCUGAGGAUUUCCGGAAGUGCUGCAGUAAACCUGCCCUGGAUACUCUUCCCUGCGUGGAUGACUUGAAAAGGCAACCUCAUCAGUCUGCAGACGUAGCCAAUCCUGUUUCAUCUAAGCUCUGUGAGGAAGCUCAACCACAUAGAAUUGACAGAUACUUGUUUCUAAUUGGAGUGAAUCAUGCCUCCAUUUCUCUUCCUGUGCUGACGACCGUUCUCGAUCGAAUCAAGAACACGGUAACGGCCUGCUGCUCAUCUGCAGAUGUCACAGCGUGUUUAACGGAGAAGGAGAGUAAAUUGAAAAAGAUUACAGCACUUCUGUCCAAGUUGGACACUUGUUCGCGGUACUUCAGACUGGACCUGCCAUCGUUCAAAACUCUGAUGCAGAAGGAGGUGCAGGGGGAGGGAGGUGAGAAGCAAACACAAGCUUGGGUGGACUUGGGCACAUCCUGCUGUUCCCAGCGCUCCCCAGCACAACUAUGUCAAAAGCUGACAGAGGAUGUUAUUAAAUAUGACGAUGACACUGUUUAAAGAAUCAGAGUGUCAGCAAUUAUAUUGGAUGACGAGAUCUUCUAAAUUCCCUCUCUAAUAGGAAAUGUCAUCCCUCGCUAUCUGAGAUGU